Molecule: messenger RNA, 772 nt
Organism: Anopheles stephensi (Asian malaria mosquito)
Lineage: Eukaryota; Metazoa; Arthropoda; Insecta; Diptera; Culicidae
Exons: 2
Coding region: 16-696 (226 amino acids)
Source: RefSeq, a predicted model, not a curated record
AUCGUCUCGAUAAUAAUGUACACGUGUCACAAAAAGCGAGACGGAGUCAGGCAGAAAGGUGAAAUGAAUUUCGUUACUUGCCUUGUUAGUACACUAGCUGUUCUCCUUUUGUAUGAUAUAAAAGCUGUCCAGUGCAAUCAAGAGCCAGUUCCGGUGUACUAUCCCAAUCGGAUCGUGUUCACCAAUGAUACAAAAUCUUUUACCGUGCGUGUGACUCGCUUUAUCUGUGCAGAAACCCCGUACGAAACAUCGGAACUGUUGAAUUGCAAAACGGUGCUACGUCGCAACAGGCCCACCUUUUUCAACGUAACAGUGCGCAUACCGGAGGUGUUAAAUACAUUAUAUUUUCAAAUGAAAACAUUCUACCGGCUGAACGAUUAUCAAGAGUUCCCGGUCAAUGUUAUAGUGGAAAUUUGUGCCUACUUUCGUAACCCAUCGGAGGAUAUCUUUUCGCGUCACGUAAUGUCGGUCAUGUUAGAAACGUUGCCGCAUAUGGUUCACUACUGUCCACAUGGGAACAAAACCUAUAAUGCCGUUUAUUGGCUAGAGGAUAAAUUCUUUCCCAAGUCCGUGCCGGCCGGUGACUAUCGGCAGGAUGUUUGGUUUCGCAAUGGACAGAACAAAACCAUCUUUGCCUAUCAAGCGUACUUCUCGGUCCGAAGGAUGGGUGUCUUGCCAUCCUUGAUUGAAUGGUAGCAAAUUUGAUUGUAGCGUACAACCUGAUGAAAUUGCAAUGCAUCCAAUAAACGUUCUAGUUCAAGUGAUCUUUUAA